Molecule: messenger RNA, 800 nt
Organism: Procambarus clarkii (red swamp crayfish)
Lineage: Eukaryota; Metazoa; Arthropoda; Malacostraca; Decapoda; Cambaridae
Source: RefSeq, a predicted model, not a curated record
GGUCAGGAGAAUAUGAUGGUGACAUUUUAGGGUCUUGUGAUGGUCACAUUUUAGAGUCAGGAGAGCGUGAUGGUCAUAUUUUAGGGUCAGGAGAGCGUGAUGGUCACAUUUUAGGGUCAGAAGAGCGUGAUGGUCACAUUUUAGAGUCAAGAGAGCGUGAUGGUCACAUUUUAGGGUCAGGAGAGCGUGAUGGUCACAUUUUAGGGUCAGGAGAGCGUGAUGGUCACAUUUUAGGGUCAGGAGAGCGUGAUGGUCACAUUUUAGGGUCAGGAGAGCGUGAUGGUCACAUUUUAGAGUCAGGAGAGCGUGAUGGUCACAUUUUAGGGUCAGGAGAGUGUGAUGGUCACAUUUUAGGGUCAGGAGAGCGUGAUGGUCACAUUUUAGGGUCAGGAGAGCGUGAUGGUCACAUUUUAGGGUCAGGAGAGCGUGAUGGUCACAUUUUAGAGUCAGGAGAGCGUGAUGGUCACAUUUUAGGGUCAGGAGAGUGUGAUGGUGACAUUUUAGGGUCAGGAGAGCGUGAUGGUCACAUUUUAGGGUCAGGAGAGCGUGAUGGUCACAUUUUAGGGUCAGGAGAGCGUGAUGGUCACAUUUUAGGGUCAGGUGAGCGUGAUGGUCACAUUUUAGGGUCAGGAAAGCGUGAUGGUCACAUUUUAGGGUCAGGAGAAUAUGAUGGUGACAUUUUAGGGUCGUGUGAUGGUGACAUUUUAGAGUCAGCAGAGGGUGUGAUGAUGAACUACAAUUCCUGGAGAACCAGGGAAUAUUCAAACAAGAGUUCAAGGACAUUAACAAAGUAUGAAUAA